This is a messenger RNA of Eptesicus fuscus (big brown bat), 7233 nucleotides long. RefSeq names its product zinc finger DBF-type containing 2 (gene ZDBF2). The transcript has 5 exons. Gene Ontology annotation, molecular function: nucleic acid binding; zinc ion binding. Lineage: Eukaryota; Metazoa; Chordata; Mammalia; Chiroptera; Vespertilionidae. The record is from RefSeq and is a predicted model, not a curated record. Gene Ontology annotation, biological process: epigenetic programming of gene expression; genomic imprinting.
AUGCCGAACAGAUACGGAUAUUGCAGCUAUUGCCUCGUGCGCUAUACCGAUCUGGAUGAGCAUGUGAACAGUCCCGAACACAGAUUCAUGACUGCACAGAAUAGAGAACGGAUGGGUGUUCCCAGCAGUAGUUUGAUGGAACGAUUCUUGCAGGAUGUCCUGCUGCACCACCCCUAUCAUUAUCAAGAAAGCAGGUAAAAGAUCAAUCAAAGGACGUCUGGAGAUGAUGAAGCACCUGCCGAAGUGAUUCUCAUGGAUGAUUCUGCUUCUGAAGAAAUGGCUGACGAGGCUCCUGGAGACAGAGGAGAGAUACCCACCCAAAAUCCUGAGCCUACUGAAGAGUUGCAUUCUAGACCUAGUGUGUCACAGGAAUGUAGACAGGGUGUACCAAUUCGGCCAUCAGUUAUUCAAAAAUUGGAGAAGGGGCGGCAGCAGCCCUUGGAAUUUGUUUAUAAAAUUGGGAGUGGCCUGAAAGAAUUUAAUCCAGUAGGUGUUGGUCAAGCUACAAAUACUGGAAAAAAACCAGUAGGUCCCUCAGUGAUUUCUACUGCUCCUGCUCGUCCUUUGCCCGAAAGUUCUAAUGCUCGACCAGUUAUAACUAGUACUGCUAGGUUACCAGUAGCAGCCAAUUCAGAUUCGGUUAACAAACGUGACCCAAACAAAGUUGACAGAUACCUUGAACAGGGAGACGGGGGCUCUAGAAAUCCUAUGCCCUCAUCCAGUCUAGAAAAUGCUUCAGUUUUAAAUCCGAAACCUAAAGAGUCAAACAGAAAAUCUGUGUGUAUAAAUCCAGAUAAAUCGGUUAUACAGGAAGAUGUAAAAUCUCGGGGUAAAACUUUGUCAACUGGCUUUCAAUCUCAUGCAUCUAUGGGAACUGAUGGUUCCUUAAAUGUUGAAUCUGUUUCCAAAUUAGCAGUUAACCCCACAAUCAAUCAGAAUAAAAAUGAUACGCCUUCUAAUAAAAGAAUCGCUGAAGGUACCAUUCCAAAGCACCAUGAGAAAUCUGUUCCUAAUAUGGAUCGUACUCAAGAAAAAAAGCAUUUGGUUUUUAACAAGCCAGCCCCUUUGGAACAGAAAUGCUCAGUGAUCACUAAAAUGGAGUUUGCAUGUGGCUCUCAGUCAGUGUCUGAUCAACCUGAAGUGGCCAUACAAGAUCUUUGCUGCGAGGAGCAAAUUGACCAAGAAGAUAAGACCUAUGAAUCAAGAGGUUCUGAAAUGAGUUUUGAUUGCAGUUCCUCUUUUUAUUCACUGGCUGACCAACCGAAAGUGACUGCCAAAGAAACAAACCUUGCAGAGGAAGUACGUGAUGAUUUGCAGCAUAACAGUAAUGAAUCUUGUGUUUCUGAAAUAAGUUCUGUUCACGAUGCCCCUCUUCAGUUGGCUACCAACCGAAUUCAAGUAAUUGUUAAAGGCAUUAGUGUUCAGAAGGCAGUGCCUGUUCGCCUGGUUGAUGAAAGCUAUGAUUCUAGUGAUUCUGAGAUGAAUUUUGAUGGUGAUACCUCACUUCAGCCAACUGAUGAUGACGCACAACAGCCUGCAAAAGAAGUAGACCUUCCUCAGGAGGCACACAUGGACUUGGAUAAGAACUGUGGGUCUGGUAGCUCUGAAAUAAGCGCUGGUUCUGUUUUACCACUUCAGCCAGUGAUUGAGCAACUCCCAGUGGCUGUCACUGACACAGAACCUCAGGAGAAGGUUUACACUGGCUUGGUUGACAUGAACUAUGGAUCGAGCAGUUCUGAAACAAGUUUUGGUUGUGAAGUUUCUCUUCCGUCAGUAAUUGUCCAUCCCCAACUGACUGUCAAAGAAAGCAAUCUAAAGGAGAGCCCUGUCAACCUGAAAGAUAACAACAAAUCCAGUAGCGCUCAAGCACAUCUUGACUGUGGCGUCUCUCUUGAGGCAGUGACUGAUGAACCUCAGAGGGUUGCUGAAGAAAUAAAUCCGAAAGAGAACAAUGACGUUAUGGAGAUGAACUGUGAAGACUAUCGUCCUGAAAUGAAUUUCCACACUGAUGCUCAGUUGGUGGCUGCCCAACCUCAAGUAGCAGUUCAGGAAGUAAACCCUCAAGAAGCAGCUAUUGACCCGCAGAAUAAGAGUGCUAACUCUAAUGUUUCUGAAGUAAGGGUUAAUUCUCAUGCUUCUCCUCAACAGUCAGCUAAUGAACAACCUCCCGGAGCUCUGGGCGACAUAAAUAUGAAAGAGUUAAAUGUUGAUAUGGAAGUUAAGAGCUAUGGGUGCUCCAGCUCUGAGAUGACCUUUGAUUCUGAUCCUCCUCUCCUGUCAGUUACUGAGCAUUCUGAGCUGAAUGCUGAAGAGAUAAGGAAAAAGGACAUUAACAUGGAAGAUGAGAGCUGUGGCUCAAAUAGUUCUGAAAUAACUUUUAAUUCUGAUAUUCCUCUUUGCCCAGUAGUUGACCAAUCUCAAGUAGCUGAGGAGGAACCUGUUGAUCAGGAAAACAAGAAUAAUGAAUUUUGUGGUUCUGAAAUGGCUUUUGAUUCCAAUAUACCUCUUCCUUCAGAGACUGAUCAACCUGAAGUAGGUGUUAAAGAAGUAAUUGUUCAGAAAGAAAAGCAUGCACACUUACGAAGGAAGAAUGAUGAACCCAGUGGUUCUAAAAUAAAUUUGGAUUUUUAUGUCCCUUCUCUUUCAGUGACAAAUUCUCCUGGAGUUCUUGUUAAAAGACGGAAGCUUCAAGAAGAAGAACAGAUGCACAUUCAACCUGGUGUUUUUGAAUUAAGUUUGAAUUCUCAUUCAGCAAUUGGACAUUCUGAAAAUCCCAUUGAAGACGUAAACCUCCAGAAUGAAGAGCAUGUACAGCUAGAAAAUAAGGGUAAUGGACCUGAUGUUCCUGAAAACAGUUUGAAAUCUUACAUUUCUCGUUCAGUGACCAAUCAUCCUGACAGAGCUGUGAAAGAAAUAAACCAUCAGAAAGAAGAACAAAAAAACUUAAAAGAUAAGGGAAAGGAAUUAAGUGUUUCUGAAACAAGAUCGGAUUUCAGUAUCCCCCUUCAGUCAGUUAUUCAAAGAACUGAUGUAGUUCUUAAAGAAAUGUGGCUUCAAAAAGAAAAGCAUGCUGAAUUUAGCGGUUCUAAAAUAAAUUUAGAUCCUGAUGUCUCUCGUUAUUCAGUGACUGAAUCUCAAAUAGCUGUUAAAGAAAGAAAUGUCCAGAAAGAUGAAUAUGUUUUAGAAAACAAGAGUGAUAAAUAUAGUGGCUCUGAAAUAAAUGUCAUUCCCCAUUUGAUGACUGAAAAACCUCAGCUGGCUGUUUUGAGGGAGGACCAUGUUGACCCAGAAGCUGAAAGUACUAAAUCUAGAGGUUUUGAUAUAAAUUUGGAUAUUGGUCCCCCUCGUCCAUCAGUCAUUGAGAAAUCUCAGCUAGCCCUUUUGAAGAAGAAACAUGUUGAUCCAGAGAACACAAGCAGCGAAUCUAGCUAUUGUAAAGUAAAUUUUGAGUCUAAUGACCCUCUUCAGCCAUUAACUGCACACUAUCAGGACGUGAUUAAAAAAACAAACCUGUCGGAGGUAAAGGAUAUUGACCCAGCAAAUAAAGUCGAUAAGCCUAAUGAGUCUAAAUUAAUACAGGAUUCUGAUGUUUCUCCUCAGUCUGUGCCUGACCAACCUGAAGCAGCUGUUAAACAAAUAAACCUUGAGAAUGAAAGUCAUGCAUACUUGGAUGAUAAUAACAGCCAAUAUAGUGGUUCUGACAUGAGCUUGGAUUCUGAUUACUUGGCUCAGUCAACAGUUGAUCAAUCUCAAAUAACUAUUUUGGAGAAGGAGCAUAUUGAGCUAGAAGAUAAACACCGUAAAUCCUGUGGUUCUGAAAUAAGUUUUGACUCUGAUGACCCUCUUCAGUCAGUGGCUGAGCAGGUUAGAGAAACUGUUAAAGAAAUAAGCCUUUGGAAGGAUGAAGAUGUGGAAGAGACAACGGAUAAACCGGAUGGUUUUGCAAUUAUGUAUGAUUCUAAUGUCCGUUUUCAGUCAGUGGCUGGCCAAACUGAGGAAAUUAUUAAGGAGAUUAACCGUUGGAAGAAGCCUGUAGAUGUGGAAGGUAAGAUUGUCAAACGCAGUGAUUCUAAAAUAAAUUUUGACUCUAAUCAACAUGUUCAUUCUGUGGCUAAUGAAAUUCAAGAGGCUACUACAGAAAUAAAUCUGAGGGAGGGACAUGUUUAUCUGCAUGAUAAGGGCUAUGAACCCAAGGAUUCUGCAAUGAUUUAUGUUUCAAAUGUCCAUCUUCAACCAGCAGUUGAGCAACCACACAUUUUGGAAGAGGAACAUGCUAAUUUGGUAGAUAAGAGCAAUGAUCCUUGUGGUCCUGAAAUAAGUUUUACUUGUGACGAUCCUCUUCAGUCUGACCAGCUUGAAAAAGCUGGUAAAGUCAGUCUUUGGAAGGAAGGCCAUAUUUACCUGGGAGAUAACUAUAAAGUAGAUGGUUUUCAAAUCAGUUGUGAUUCUGAUGCUCCUGUUCAAUUAGUUGUUGGUCAGUGUCCAGUGGCUGUCAAAGAAAUAAACUUGGAAAAGAAGGAUCAUAAUGACUUAGAAAAUCAGCACUGUGAACCGAGUGUUUCUGGAAUAAAAUGUGAUUCUGGUAUUCAUCUGCAGUUAGAAGUUGACCAACCUCAAAUGGUUUGCAAAGAAAUGAACCUUCAGAAGACAGCGCAUCUUGGCAUGGAAGAAAAGACUAGUGAUUCUGAAAUAAUGUCUGAUUCUGAUGUCCCUCUUCAAAUAAUAGUUGACGAAUUUCAGGUGUCAGUCAAAGAAGCAGAUCCUCAAAAGAUGCUGUUAGUGAACCUGGUGACCGGUGAUAGUGACUGUGAAGUGAUUGCUGAUUCUGAUACUUCAUGUCAGCCAGUGAUUGACUCACCUCAAGUGACUGUGGAAGGAAUUGCCGGUAUAAAUGCAAAAAGUUUUGAUCUAGAAGGUGCAUGCUGUGACUGUUGUGAUUCAGAACUAGGCUAUGUUUGUGAAGCCUCUCCUCAAUCAGAGUCAAACCAAUCCAGAAAGACUUUCAAAGUAGUAAACCAGAAGAAAGACUAUAUUAUUCUGGAAGAGUCAGCCUGUGAGUCUUAUGGUUCUGAAAUAAAUGUUCAAAAAGAUGCCUCCCACCAGUCCAAGACUCACCAAUCACCAGGGCCUGACAAAAAAAGAGCAAAAAAAAAUAACCCAAGAGGCAAGAGAGGUAAAUCUACUAGUCCUAAAAGAAGAUGUAAUUGGGAAGAAACUUCUCCGCCGAAGACUCGUCAACAGCAUAAAGCUGACAAAGAAGACAACACUCGCAAAGAUCAGAAAGGCCCAAGAGGUAAGCGCGGUCGGCGUGGUUCUUCUGCAAAGGAUAGUAAUACCUCUCCUGAGUCAGCAGACCUUCAAAUGGCUAAUGGAGAUAACCGUUUGAAGUUGAAGUUAAAGUUAAAACGUACAGAUCCAAAAAAUAAGAACUCUAAAACUUGCGUUUCUGCGGUGAAUCUUCAGUGUGAUCACCCUUCUCAGUCUGACAAUGACCGGACUCAAAAAGGUGUGAAAAAGAUGUCUUUUAGCCUGAAAGAAAUGAAGCGUGAUUCCCCUUCAAGCUCUGGUUCUAGGGGUGAUUCUGGAAGGAAAUCAAAAAAAGCAAAGUUGGUUUUGGAAGAUAAGUCUGAUGAACCAGUUCUUGAAGCCUUGCCUCAUGUCCCUCCUUCAUUUGUAGGGAAAACAUGGUCUCAAAUAAUGAUAGAAGAUGACAUAAAAAUUAACACUCUUGUGAGGGAAUUUAAGGAAGGCCGUUUCCACUGUUACUUUGAUGAUGACUCUGAGCCUAGGAAAGUGAAAAAAACAUAUUCCAAUGAAGAACCGAAGAUUGUCUCAUCGGACCUAAAUGACACUGCAUUCAUUGAAGUUCUCUUAGAGUGUGAUUAUAAUGUUGAUGACUUUUCAGUAGCCUUAGAUAAACCUAGCCAUGACCCUAUAGAAAAGAUGCCUUAUGAACAAACCUGGCGAGUGACUUCUAGAUGCCAGACUGUAAAAGUCAGCAGUGGAGGUCAAACCAGUCUCAUGAGUUACAUAGUGACAAAAAGAGUAAGUGAACAUGAGACAUACUCGCCAUCACUGAAACGUUUACUUGUAAACAACAACAGGAGACCAAAAAAGAGAAUCCAAAUUGGAAGACUUGAAUUUCUUGAAUCAUGUACUAACAUUUUGAAGCCUUUGCACCCCAAUGCCUUAGUCUAUGUUGUUUCUUCAAAUCUUAAGCUGAAUGAAGGUGAAUCCUUCAACGUCUCUGAAAUUAGCCAGCAGAGUGAUAAAAACAAACAGGACAUUAACAUCCAGUACAAAUGUAAACUUGAUUCUUAUGACCCAUUGAAUAAACAAACUGUAAUUGAUGAUCCUCUGAACAUGGAAAUACCAGAGUCUGACAAGAAUGAUGACUGGAUUCAGAUUCACUUUAGUGACUUAACCUCCAGUGCAGGAGAUGACGAUGCUCAUGUACAAAGCUCUACUUCAUCACCUUUUAUUACAGUGUCAGUAAGACAUGAAGUAACAUCCGACGAGGGGGCCAAUGGGUCUUCCGUGUUUCUGGCAAAAUCGGAGAUCUUGAACUCUAGUGAAUUUCUGAAAGAGAAGAAUUUCCAGUUAACUCUCUUAAACAGUGAUGCUGCCAAAAUCUCACGAAAAUCAGUGAGGAAGAAGUACUUAAAAAGUAAAAAGAAAGUUCAGAGAAGGAAGGUGACAACUAAUAAUAAGCCAGGUUUACUCAAAAAGGUGUACAGACCAGUUAUUCUUCAGGAAAUAACCAGAAUCACAUCAGAAAAACAGUCAACUUGGAUUCCUUCCAAACUAAAUGAUAUCAUUAAAAAGUAUAUUUCAAAAUACUCUGUUUUUCUGCGUCGCAAAUAUCAGUCCAGAAGGGCUUUUAUUGGAAUGCAUCUUAAGAAGACAAAAUCUGUUCUCAGAAGGUUAAAGAAGGCGAAGAGACCUGCCAAAAUGCUUUCAAACUCAGUUCCAUCAGCUGAUGCCGAAGAGCAGUUCAGUGCUGUCAAGAGCUCUUCUCCCAAGCAACGUGUGCAGGAUUCUCCCGGCACUGCAGAAACUAAGAAGAAGGCUAAUAAAAAACGCCCCAAAAGAAAGCAAAAAAAGCGUCCUAAACCUGUCAGAAUAUAUGAGCUGAGAAGUUUAUAUUCUCAGGUGCCAUAUUCUGAUAGAAGGAUGACUCGACUUUUACACAAAUUGUUGCUCAGUAAGGCAAACCACAAGUGUUCAUGCUGA